UUUUUUUUUACGCAAAUAAAUACGCAAAUAUGGUUCACUCAACAGUCAGAAAAUACGUAAUGGUGCGUGGUCAAUUUAUUGAAUGGGAAGACUUUAAAACUGAAAAUAUAUGGGCACAAACAGCAAAUGUUAGCGACCUGCCUGACAAUUGUGUUUCUAUCUAUUAUUCCGUUGAUAUGGAACGACACAUUAUCAAGGAAAGAUUAUGCAUGGUCACCUACUCUCCCAAAUACCAGCCCGAUUUUAAGAAAAUUAGCGUGGCAUGGGUGAGUGAAUACUUUUCGGUAGAGCCAGCAGAUUUGUUUCAGUUAGAUAACCCUGAAGAUUCAAUCAUCAAGCCGGGUGGAGAGAUUUUUUGCUUGAUCAAUGGUCAGGGCACAGCGGUUGGUACAGUAGCAAUGAUCGUUGAAGCGGAUGGUGAUGCUGAAUUAGGAAAGAUGGGUGUUUUAAAAGAUUAUAACGGAAAAGGGUAUGCACAUCCUCUUAUGCAUGAAGCUAUACUUUGGGCGAAGAGUAAACACUUCCCUGCCGUGAACUUGCAUACAGCACGUAAGCUGACGCCUGCUGUAACGCUUUAUCAGAAGUAUGGAUUCAAAGAAAUUCCUUUCCGUGACCAUAGCCAUUUUGCAAGAGUUGAUUUAGUUAUGCAACUAAAAUUGUAAUUUUUAAUUUAUUUAAUUGAAUUUGGAUAAUCAAUAAAGGUUUAUGCUCGUA
Messenger RNA from Mucor mucedo, 714 nucleotides. RefSeq names its product acyl-CoA N-acyltransferase. Gene Ontology annotation, molecular function: acyltransferase activity, transferring groups other than amino-acyl groups. The record is from RefSeq and is a predicted model, not a curated record. Lineage: Eukaryota; Fungi; Mucoromycota; Mucoromycetes; Mucorales; Mucoraceae. The transcript has a single exon. The coding region runs from base 30 to 662 and encodes 210 amino acids.